Brienomyrus brachyistius is the source of this 2000-nucleotide messenger RNA. RefSeq names its product Fc receptor-like protein 5. NCBI's taxonomy places the organism in Eukaryota, Metazoa, Chordata, Actinopteri, Osteoglossiformes, Mormyridae. The coding region runs from base 369 to 1676 and encodes 435 amino acids. The transcript has 11 exons. The record is from RefSeq and is a predicted model, not a curated record.
CCACAACAGUGGAGGGAGGGGCAGAGUAACUGAAACAACGUCCCAGUUUUGGGAUCAAUGGACUCGGUAGCCAGCGCCUGAUCAGAGCCUGUUUACCCGCCACAUCGUCAGAACCGAACUCUGCUUGCGGACCGGAGACUAAAGAUGAAUCAGAAAUUUGGACGGCUGGUAGCCAUGAUAGUUGGUCUGUCCUCCCUGCACGGCGUCCUCUCUCUUUCUCUUCCUAUCAAGGCUCUGGCGAGUUGGGCAAACCGACCCUAAUCAUCCCUCGCCUCGCCGAGGUAGGAGCUUUCGUGACAUUCAAAUGUCGUCUACCAGAGAGACGCGAUGAAGUGAUUCACUUCACGUUCUACAGCGAGGAGGCCGACAUGUCUGAAGAGGCAUCGUUACAACGCAAUGAAGAAGAUGCCCAAAUCCUUCUCAUAGUUGAACUGAGACACCAAGGUCAUUACAUGUGCAAGGCUGAAGUGCAGAAUAACACAAGAGUGACAUCUGAGGUCAGCGAUAGAGUCUACUUCAAAGUGCUCGAGCCUAUUCAGCAGGUGGUGCUCAGGCUAACGCCAGACCUGGGGGAGUUUUUUGAGAGCGAUAACUUCACCCUGCACUGUAAUGUGUUGGGGGGGAGAGACAUCUCAUACAAGUGGCUGUUGGACGGCGAGGUGCUGGAGGUGUCCUCUAACUCGAUCCACAUCACGAGGUUGACGCAGAGAGAUGCGGGGUCCUACUCCUGCAUGGCAUUCAACGAGAUGGAACAGGACGUCAACGAAACGUCAAACAACGUGACCGUGACAGUCAGAGCAAUGCUGUCCACACCUCAGAUAACAUUCACAGUACGUAAGGAACAAGAGCAGUACGUUGCGGUCAUCACCUGCAGGGCUGCCAGGGGUUCACUUCCCGCCAAUUUCAGCCUGAUCACCUACAACGAGACGAGGGAGGAGUCACGCACCAGGAGCGCCGGCCCUUUCUUAAACGCCUCCUUCUCUGUGCUCGUCAGUCUGGGCCGGAGCACAGAGAGGGCUCAGUGCUCGGUGACGGACGGACGCUCCAUGCUGAAGAGCAACGCCAUACUCCUGGAAGUGGUCCCUAUAGGUGGCGCUGUGCACAUAAAUCUGGAGUAUGACACUGGUCAUAACUUUAAAGUGGUGGGAAUGACCCUGCAGUGCGUGGUGGAGCAUGGGACCCACCCCAUUUACCGCUGGUACCUAAAUGACUCAUUGAUGCUCAUGAAGUCAGAGAAACAGUCCUACAGGCUGUCGGACGAUGGGCGCUUUCUCACCCUCCUCAAAGUCCACACCCCCACCUCCUACCGAUGCAAAGCCAUGGACGAGUUUGACACCAACUCCAGUAUCAGCAGCAUGCCGGUCCUCAUCGACCAGGAUGCACUGAAAAACCACAUCCCCGUUGAGGUUGCAGCGCUGGUCAUUGGCUGCAGCCUCUUUCUUGUGGCCCUAUUGACAGGCUGCUGCAUCUAUGGAGCAAUGUACCCCAAACGACAACCCCCAGAGAAGAUUCAGUUGAACUGGCGCGACUCGGAAUCAGACUCUGGGGAAAACGAAGAAUUGACACAGAAUGACUAUGAGGAAGAUCUAGAUCUGGUUAGAGCUGCCAGUUUGGACGAGGAAGACGAGUCACAGGCCGACCUGGACUCACUGGAAGAUUGGAUGGGAACAGACUAGAGGACCCCAGAUUAAACCUGUGUGCACAGAACAAUAUACUGCAAGAGGGACGCCAUCGAGCCUGAACAUGCAAAUUCUCAUAAUACAUUUGGACAGCUUGAGUACAAUAUGUGUGUGUAUACCUACAUGAGAAUACCGAAAACACGAUGUUUGAAUAGCUCGUUAGUAAAUCCAACAGCAUCCCAUGUCAUUGGCUGACACGGUGCUAACCUAAAUGUCAUUGGCUGUCACAGUGUGCGUGUCAUUGUGGAAUUAUUCAAGUUCACUUUACUGUUAUCACUGUUAUAUACAUGAUAAAUAAUGGAAAUAAAUUUAGUGCCUUCA